Wyeomyia smithii (pitcher-plant mosquito) is the source of this 716-nucleotide messenger RNA. RefSeq lists its product as uncharacterized. The record is from RefSeq and is a predicted model, not a curated record. Bases 309 to 695 code for a protein of 128 amino acids. Lineage: Eukaryota; Metazoa; Arthropoda; Insecta; Diptera; Culicidae. The transcript has 3 exons.
CAACAUUUCUCCCUUCGGUCGGUGAUAGCCACACUAUUUAACGACAGUUUUGAUGACUGGUCGCAAGUGUAUUGUUUACUUCAGAGAAGCCAUUCGGUAAACAGACAAUCUAGUACUGUGUAUUUGUUUGUUUGCGAAAUUGUCAGAGACAAGAUCUGCGUGCGAAGCAAUCUUCAGUGAUGUACAUUCCUUUGAUUAAUCAAUUGGCUUUAUUAUUCGGGCUGUCGAACACACAUACUAUCAUUAUUUCCUGCAAACGUUUCGUGUUAACAGUUGGCACUAGCGGCCAUAUUGACUAGCGCCAACGCAUGCCAUUUAUCUUUCAACAACAGCAAAAUAUCAAACUAGGAUUUAGGAAUCUCUCAUCGUCUGCCACUAUCGGAGGAGUACACCUGUUGCCCACGCUUCUUACGCGAAAAGAAGACACCCGAGAGGCGCGAAUAAACACGCGUACAACAAUAAACAAACAAAUAAAAACCGAAAUAAAUUACAACGUGCCGAAAGAUGACAUCACCGUGUCAACACGACCGCCGCCCCGGGCCACUUUUGUCGAGAGUGUCACUUGCCCUGUUAAUACACGAACACGAGCAUGGAAGUUCAUUUUUGUGCAUCUAAUAUACAAGGAAAAUCUUUACAUUCCCGAUGCCUUCGAAUAUAGAGUCGAGAAUGAACGUACGCAGUGGAUCAAAAAGUAAACAUCAACAUCAACAAAAAAC